Diospyros lotus (date-plum) is the source of this 1351-nucleotide messenger RNA. Its product is annotated as auxin-responsive protein IAA26-like. Gene Ontology annotation, molecular function: protein binding. The record is from RefSeq and is a predicted model, not a curated record. Gene Ontology annotation, cellular component: nucleus. The transcript is spliced from 6 exons. NCBI's taxonomy places the organism in Eukaryota, Viridiplantae, Streptophyta, Magnoliopsida, Ericales, Ebenaceae. Bases 292 to 948 code for a protein of 218 amino acids. Gene Ontology annotation, biological process: regulation of DNA-templated transcription.
CAACUAAGUUCCUUCUCAUCACUUUGCUCUUUUGAUCCUUUCUUUCUCUCUUCCAAUACAGUCUCUCUCCCUCUCUUGGUGGAUGCACCACAAGGGUCCAUCAUGUGUAGAAAAAUAUUAUCACACAUCAUUUUGCUGGUUUCUUAUAUAUGCCCUCAGUAUCACUUUCCUGGAAAAUAUGAUUUGAGAAUAAUGAUACAGCAGAAGAGUACGUGCCAAGUUGGAACUUGGGAGAUUCUGUGAUUUUUCUUUUCUUCUUCUCUUUCAUUCUCAUUUUCCUGGAAAAUAUUGAUGGAGGACAAGAAACUGGAACUGAGGCUUGGCCCUCCAGGAGAUGAUCAGAGUUCACUUCUUUCUCUUGGCUUCAAUUCUUCCAUGCCUUCAAACAGCUCUGAGAGAAGCAACAGCGAUCAACUGACUCAUGAAAAACAGUGCAAAAAGUGCAGAAUGGCAAUGGGUACAGGCAUUGGGUGGCCACCAAUUUGCUCAUUUAGGAAGAAUCUUGCAACCAGCAGCAGCCCAAAGGCAGCAUUGGACUCACAGAAUAAAGCUUCAAUGCAGCCGGGGGAUAGGAAAGCUGGAAGUCUUGAAAACAGUCUGUUUGUGAAGAUCCACAUGGAUGGAGUACCCAUUGGAAGAAAAAUAGACCUCAAAGCCUACAACAACUAUCAAACACUUUCUUCAGCUGUGGAUGAACUCUUUAGAUGUCUUCUUGCAGCUCAAAUGAAUCACUCUGCCAGAGUGAAACAGGAAGAAGUAAUGGUGGAGUCCCAUACCUUCAGUGGUCUACUAGAUGGAAGUGGGGAAUACACUCUGGUUUAUGAAGAUAAAGAAGGAGACAGAAUGCUUGUAGGGGAUGUUCCAUGGCCAAUGUUUGUCUCGACGGCAACGAGGCUGCGGGUGUUGCGAAGAUCUGAACUCUCAUCUCUGCAACUAUAUGAAUUUUAAUUCGUCCGUUAUUUCUAUAUAUGCCCUUAUAUUCUGUAAGACCUUUACAACUAAUAUCAUAUUUAUGUGUCUCCGACUUCUUUUAAUUCAAUGUUUUAUAAUUUUAGACCGGAUUGUGUGCUCAACAGAUAGAAAUUAUACUUUGCCGGAAAGAAGAAAUGCACAAGCACCUGAUCCUCAACAGAGGUAUGAAGAUUGAGCUCAAAUGUGAGGGAUUUACAUUCUAAUAAGCAGCUGCAACAAAAAUUGCAGCUCUGUGUAUAUACUGUUGAUAAUCUCUUGGCUGGUAAUGUAGCAAAGUUUGCCAAGCAAGGGAUAACAACAGACCUAGAGAUUAGGAUGUCUGGAAGAAGGCUCGGACGUAAAAUCCUUCCCUGAAUAGCACAUAAAAAGCCACCGAAAG